CGCAAUGGCCUCAAACCAUUCCCCUUACUCUCAGCGCCUCUCAGUUGUUGAUGAUCCACGGUCGCCAAUAACAUAUCUCAUCACGGACUGUCCUAACGAAAAGUCAUUGUUGGAGGAUUAUCUUCCACUGUUGCAAGCGCACGACUGCAGCAAUGUAGUGCGCUUGUGCGAUGGUGGGGCUUACAACGCCGAUCCUUUGCGUCAGCACGGCAUAACAGUUUGGGACUGGCCUUUUGAAGAUGGGUCGGUCCCACCUGAAGCGAUAAUAUCAGCCUAUCGUGACAUGCUUGACUCGUUAACAUCGUCCACAGCAACGUCAGACACGGAUGCGAAGCGCCGGGAUUCGGGACGAUCUGGGAAUGCUUCGUCUAUUGUCGGCAAAUCAAAGCCAGCGGUUGCAAUCCAUUGUAUCAGUGGAAUCGGACGAGCUCCGGUGUUGGUCGCAGCUGCCCUGAUAGAUUGUGGUGUCGAUCCAGUGGAAGCAGUGGAGCUUGUACGAGCGAAGCGGCGAGGAGCGCUAAAUAAGCGACAACUAGCCUGGCUUAUGGAUAAGAAGGGUGGCUUCAAACGAAAAAAGCGUGGCAAGGACGGUAAAGGGUCUAUAGGUAAAAUGUUUGCCGGCUUUUUGGGCAAGAAGGAUUGACUGCAUAGAGUACCGAACGCAAAACCGGAGGCCUCCCAUAAAAUAGAGGGGGCACGUACUGACAGACGUCAUGAUUAGAGUAGGCAAGGUGGCCCUAAUUGCGAUAUUAGUCCGAAGAACAACUCGUUGUUUUCACUUUUCAUUAGAUGUGUACUUGAAAUCAAACAAAUCAUUAUUAUACAAGAUGCAAAUCAUGUAGGCAGGGGAGCGGCUUUCAUGCCGAUCCAAUCUGUCCGUGGUCCUGCCGUCCCAUUCCACCCUAUCGACAAAACCCAAC
Messenger RNA from Spizellomyces punctatus DAOM BR117, 920 nucleotides. RefSeq lists its product as uncharacterized. The coding region runs from base 5 to 643 and encodes 212 amino acids. Lineage: Eukaryota; Fungi; Chytridiomycota; Chytridiomycetes; Spizellomycetales; Spizellomycetaceae. Gene Ontology annotation, biological process: dephosphorylation. Gene Ontology annotation, molecular function: phosphatase activity. The transcript has 3 exons. Gene Ontology annotation, cellular component: nucleus. The record is from RefSeq and is a predicted model, not a curated record.